Messenger RNA from Sphaeroforma arctica JP610, 171 nucleotides. RefSeq lists its product as hypothetical. The transcript is spliced from 2 exons. NCBI's taxonomy places the organism in Eukaryota, Ichthyosporea, Ichthyophonida. The annotation marks the transcript as partial. The record is from RefSeq and is a predicted model, not a curated record.
CCGGAUCAGUUUUUCAAACAGUUAAAGGGAGCUAUGGACGGGUUCGCAAUGUUAGCUGAGUACUACGGAAAGGGUAGCUUCGACACCAACAAUCCCAAGAUGCCAGGCGGAGAUCGCAAGCGUAAAUUUGAGCUGCCCUCGAUCUCCCAUCAUAUAGUUCUGAUUAUUUGA